AUGACACAAGCACAGGAAGAACGUAUUACUAUUAAGACUGUUAAAGAAAGCAACGAAGAGUACGCAGUUGUAGAUGAAGAUAUGCGAAAAUCCAAGUGUGAUCAGGGAGGUCCAUCCAGCUCUGAUGGAGAAGGAGUGCAAUCGCCCCCAAAUGAUGAUCACACCGCAGCAAACCAAUCAGCAUUGAAGAAGAAUACAGAGAGGUGUGAUAAAGGCAACGAUCAAAAGGAAAAAGGACACCAUGUUUACGCCAACGUGCUUGUUAAAGAAAGUAGAGCGGUCAUGUUUUGUAAAACAACAGCUUCUCCGGAUGUGAGCCCGGACGUUACCUUCACAGAAGAGUGUUCGACAGUGGGUGAGGAUCCUGUGGAGGAUUUGAAUCAUUCAUUUUUGGAGAAAAGAAAAGAAAUAAACAGCAACGAGGCCAUGAGUGGACAGUAUCCAAAUAGCGGAACUGAGUGCAACGAUCACUUUUAUGCAGUUGUUGACAAAUCAAAAAAGAAACAAAUGGCUCCUAAGGUAGGUACUUUUAAACCACUUAGUUCCUAUUGAUCGCUUGGCUGAUAUCUUUGAAUGAUUAUAUGUUCAACAUUACCUUUUUUCACGGAUGCUAAGGGAAUUUCACACUCUUUAUUAUAUACAAUACAAUAUGAAAUACAAUCAAUUUAUUUGUGUUAUAAAAAUAUAAUAAAUGAUACCCGGUGAUACAAUACUGCUGAAAAUUAUAAUAAUUGAACAGGUGACAAGUGUAUAAUAAGACAAUGAUAAAAAUUAAUGUAUCCGGGAAUGCAUAUGUAAGAAGUACACAAGUAACACCCUCCUCCAUCCUGCUUACUAAAAACUAUGAAUAUCGCACUCAGUGGAAGAAUAAAUCGAUUUUGAAUAUAAGAUAAGCUAAAAACCCUAACACAUACAAUACUUACAUUUGCAACUGGCUGUUAGGGCUUUUAAAGCAUAAUAGUUUGCGGAUUCAAGUUUCUUGUUCCGAGUUUUGUUAAUUGCUAAUAGUAGCUAUAGUGGACUGCAGUAUUCAAGGUAUGGAGGUGUAUAAGCCUUGUACAACAUAAUUAAGGGAGAUGUCAACAGGCACCAGCUUUCUUAGUCGUCUCAGAGCUCCAGUCUUAGCAUAGACCUUCUUUAAAACAGCUGAUAGGUUGUCUUUAAAGGCCGAACAGUUUAUCUUCGAUAUGAACACCAAGAAUCUUCAGGAAACCAUUUGAUUUCGAUAGCAGAAUCGCCAUGAGGAAUAGUUACUUGAGAGCGCUUGGGUUUUCUUACCAUGGACUAACAAGUAAUUUGAGGCAAACCAGGAUGUCUGUGAAAGAUUCUUAAGAUCUUGAUUAAGAGAUAGUUCCAAAGCUGAAAUGUUGUUAUCGGAUGCAUCAGCGUCGUAGUGUUAUCAUCGUAGAGCCUCAGGGUUCAGAUCGUUGAUGAAUAUGUUAGACAAGAGUGGCCCCAGGAGGCUGCUUUGAGGAACACCACAAAAAACCGGUAACCAAUUAAAACUCUGUUAACCUUAACUCUUCGCUUUUGACCAGUAAAGUAGGAAUGCAACAAAUUAAUUGCCUCCUCAGCUCAUCACCAAAGACCACCAAUUUUUUUGGAACGAACUUUCAGUUUUAUCUUCAUUUUUCUUUUGGCCACUGAAGAAGGUUUGUUAUUAAAUAUUGGGCAAAUUUGUUUAAAUAUAUACUUUUCGUUUUAUUCUUUUGUUUACUUCUUCAUCGCCUUGCCGUAAGGAUCAGUUUGCCGUGUCAUACUUUUCUAUAAGUUGUUAUUGUACUGAUCCAGGUCUACAACUGAGAGAUCCGGCACCACUCAUUGGUUUAUCGCUGUGGAGUUGCUGAUAUUCUAUAUCCUUUGGUAUAUGUUUUUGCGGACUUGACAGUGCACAACGUUAACAUAGCAUUUCUAUAAUUUUGAUCCGGUUAUUGACCAAUGAAUAAAUAAAUCAAUAUUCAUUCUCAUUUUUGCAAGGAUUUUGCACCGUCUCUUCCUUCCUGUUUUGUUUUUGAUUGUGUGUUUCAUUACUAUUGUUAUUAUUAUUAUUAUUAUUAUUUUCACACAGAAACCUCUCCCUUACUCCAGUGGCCACCUCAUGUAUGCAGACAUGAGCCACUUACCGAACAACAAAAACGGGAAAGUUCACAGAGCAUGCGCUUCAACAGUUUACGCUGACAUCAAUCAUUCUGCUAAGAGAAAAGUGAAGACUGGAUGGAAGCCAAGGCUACCAACAAUGUAA
Porites lobata is the source of this 2242-nucleotide messenger RNA. The record is from the annotation of a GenBank genome assembly. NCBI's taxonomy places the organism in Eukaryota, Metazoa, Cnidaria, Anthozoa, Scleractinia, Poritidae.